AUGGCAGGCCGGCAAUUGUGGGUGCGAGUGGGAGUGGACGGCAGUGACUCAGUCUGCCGCCCGCUGCUGCUGGAGGGCGGCACGCGGCUGGCCUUCCCUGUCUCAUACGUAGCAGGGGGGAGCAGAUGUGAACGGGAAAGGGGGGCCGAGGCCAUGGCUUUGCAAGGGCUCAGAAUGGGGUGGGGAGAGGACGGGGCGACAGGGGUGGGGCUGCAAGGGGUGGCGGCCGUGGAAGGGGGGGCAGCGCGGGUGCACGGGACAGUGCUGCUAGAGGUGGUUCGAGAGGGGCGCAAGCACCGGCUUGUGCUUCGCUCCCUCGUUUCAAUCGUCAACGCCUCGCACACGCCCCUGCUACUCCAAGCUCAUCACUCCCACCGCCCCGAUCUGCCUGUGGAAGACGUGGGGGUGUGUGGUGCCAAGAGCACUCUGCACCUUCCGCUGCACCUCACCUCGUCCACCUCCCUCCGCUGGCGACCAGUGCAGGGGCCGUGGGCGUGGAGCGAGGAGACCAGGCUCGAUGAUGCUGUGCUGGCCCCCGCUGCUGCCACUGUCACUUGCACUGGCACCAGUGGGUUGGAUAUUACUGGCAGCAACAGCAGCAUGAGUGCUAUCACCAGCACUGGUAGUGGCGGCGGCACCGGUGGUGUGGCACCGUUGCUGACCCGCUCUGCUUCGUCCUCUUCCAUCUCCACUCCCGGAAUUGCUGCCUCUCUUGACCUGCUUCCGCCCUCCUUCUUCUGCCUCUCCCUCACCGCCUUCCAAUCGCCUCUGCCUCUCAGCUUACCACCCGUGGCACCCUCGCAUUGCCCCAUCGCUCGGACGCCUGUCACCAGUCCACCUCACGAGGCCACCGCUGCUGCCCACCGCUCCCACUCGCCUCCCCUCACCGCCACCAGCCGCCCAAAUCCCAGCAGCCCCCCUCACACCCUCCGCCGUAUUUCGUCCUCUAGCGCCGAUGCCGUCGCCAUUGCAGCAGCUGCUGCAGCCCAAGCUGCUGCUCUCCUAGCCAAUCCGCACCUUCCUGCUCCUACUGCCACGUCAGCAGGCACUGCCAUCGUGGCAACAGCAAACCAUGGCGCCACAUCACCCCCAACCACUAGCCCCUCUUAUCCUCUAUCCAGGAGCGGCAGUGCUGCCAGCAUCGGCUGCCUUUCUCCUGUGUUCGCCUCCUCUGCUGCACCCAUGGAUAGCCGAAGGGCAGGAGGCAGGAGAAACAGCAGAGGAGGGGGUGACGUAUGGUGGGCGGUGGGUGGGGAGGGAGAAGUGGAGAGGAGGGAGAGGGGAGGAGGCGGAGGAGGAGGAAGAGGAGGAGAGGGGGGUGAGGCAAUGGAAGAGGGCAUGGCGUGGGAGCAGCAGCUGUGCCUCGCAGCGCCUCUUGUGUUGAAGAAUCUUCUGCUCGUCCCGGUUACUGGCUCAUCAGUGGAGGUGUUUGACUUCGCCGCCCACCACACCCUUCACGCCACACUGAUCGUCCCCGGUUUCCUGGAAUCCCCACCUCUGCUGCUUCCCACGCCUCCUGCUGACAGCAACAACAGCGGGCGGCAAAAGGGACAGAAGAGGGGAUGGAAGGGGAAAGAAGGAGAGGAGGGGGAGAAGGGGCAGAGGGAAGAGUGGCAGCAGCACAAGGAGGAAGAGCUGCUGCUCACUCGCGUCACAGGUCCCCCCGUGCCCCUGCACCUGAUCCACCUGCACCGCCCUGCCUCUGCCUCCCGCUGCCUGCACCUGCUAGCCCCCUUCACCAUCGUCAACGCCACCGACCUCCCCCUCUGCCUCUCCGACGCGCACCUCCUCGCCACGCCCUCCUCCCACCUCUUCCUCCCCCCGCACCCCGCCCUUCUCACAAGCGACAGCCUGGCAGCUGCCACGUCAGCAUCUCAUCUGACUGCAUUGGUGGCGAGCGGCGUGCCGCUUGUGCCAGCUGGCAGCGCAGCAGGGGGCGGUCCAGUGGGAGGGUUGGCUGCUGUGCUUCCUGGGAUGAGUGGAGGAGUGAGCGUUGCUGCUGAUGGCUCGCUGUCACACGGCCCUGCAGCCGCAAACUUGGGAGCUGGGGAAAGGGGUUCAGGAUCGAGAGGCGAGCGCAGGGCAGGAGGGAGCGAGGAGAUAAGCCAGGGAGGAGGAACGCUGCAACCCCCUAUGGCUCUGUUCACUCCAGCCCCCCCUGCACCCGCUCUUGAUGCCGACUCUGCUGCUUCUGGGGCCACAGCAGGGCUGCACCCCACCCAGCCAGCACUUGUGCUGCGAGUGGGGGGUACUGCUGCUGCUUCUUCUACUACCACAGCUGCUGGUCUGGGUGGUGCUGGCAGUAUGCGCUCGCUCAAUGACCCCCCGCCUUCCACCGUGCCUGAUUGGAGCCACGUGUCGCUCUCUGGUUGGUCGGCAGCUAUCCCAGUGGAGCCAACAGGGGGAGUGGCAGAGGUGUUGAUUCCACAGCAAGCAGGGAACAGCAGCAGUGGUGGCGGUGGCAGUGGCAGUGGUGGCGGCAGCAGUGGUGGUGGUGGUGGUGGAGGUGCAUUCGCACUGAGUCUCACCUGCCAUGACACCCUUGGUGCCUCUGCUGGCCGUGCCAAGACCGUCACCCUUCGCCCUCGGUACGUGCUAGCCAACAGCCUGUCAGCGGACAUACGGGUGAAGCAGCACGGCACGGACCGGCACGUUCUCAUCAAGGCUGGGGGCAACGCACCCAUCCACUUCACCAAACUGCAGCGUCGCCUCUACCUGUCGCUGCGCCUGGCUGACAGCAGCUGUGAGUGGUCGGGUGCCUUCCGCCCCUCCCAGCUAGGCGACACUCAGCUCAAGCUGCGUUGCUCCCCCUCCCCCUCCUCCUCGCCGUCCUCGCCCCUCGCCCUUACUCGCAUCGUGAGGGUCGACGUGUCGCUCGCCGAACCCCACCUGCCACACCCUGCUGCCGCUGCCGCUGCCGCUGCCGCCACGCAUACAACCGCCACUGCUUCUACCACUGCUGCUGCCAGUGCUGCGACAAACGCCAGUGGAGGCGGCAGCAGCAGUGGUGGGAUCUCUGGGGGCACUGAGGCAGCGAGGGUUGGCAGCGAUGAUGGCAGCAGCAGGGGAGGCGAGGGCAGUGGCAAGUGGAGUGGGGGAGGCACGUACCUGGUGGUGGUUGGGGAGGACGACUCUGGCUUCAUGCCCUUUCGCAUUGACAACUGCUCCCGCGAGGUGCUGCGCUUCUACCAGCGCGGGUGCGAGGGGCUGGGCCACACUGACUCCCUCAAACCCUUUGCCACUACGCCCUACGCAUGGGACGAACCCUGCCGCCCACACCGCCUCGUGCUUGAGGUACCAGGGGAGGGCGGCAGCAUGGGUCACUUCCCUUUGGACCAAGUGAAGCACUUCCCGCUUGUCGUCCUCCCUGCUACCCCUCAGUUCCCCUACGUCAUCCUGUGCCUCUGUCCGGCUGUCCUCCCUUUCCCUGCCUUGCCUCCCGUUCCCCUCUUCACCUUUUCUUGCCUCUCUGCACUCACAGAGGGAGCAGCGGCGCCUGAGAGUAUCCGUGUGCUCUCUGUGUGUGACAUCGACCUCUUCCCUCCUCCCUCCUCCUUCCCCCCUCUCCGUCUCAACCACUCCACCAUGCCACGUCACGCUGAGCUGGCAUCCAGUCAGCACCGCCAAUCGUGGAGUCUCUCCUCCAAAUCCCCCACCGUGCCCCAGUCUUCCUCCUCCUCUCUACUCGAAUUUCUCCUGAGUGUGCGCAUCCCCCUUAUAGCACUCUCCGUUAUAGACGCUCGCCCUCAGGAGCUACUACUGCUCUCCCUACAUCGCCUCUCCAUCUCCCUCUCCCGCUCCGCCCACCAACACUCCCUCUCCUUCCUCCUCUCCCACCUCCAACUCGACAACCAACUCCCCAACGCCCUCUUCCCCAUCCUCCUCGCCUCCUCCUCCCCUCCUCCUCUCUCCCUCACUCACUCCACGCCAUCACCCUUCUCUUCACCCUCACCCUCCCCUUUCUCCAUGCUCCACCCAUCCCACACCCCUCCAAGCCUCGCGCUGCUACAAGCUGCACUACAAUCGCCCUCCCUGCUGCUCUCCUCGGUUUUCCACCACACGGCCCAACACCACCGUGAAGCUCCUUCCCACAAUUCCCUCCUGCAAGCGCCAGGCCAAGCCAGCCUGCAAGGGGGGGAAGCGGCGGUGGCAGCAGAGGUGGUGGCGUGGCGGCAGAGAGUGGGCUCUGUACUCUGUGUGGAGAGUGUGAGGGUCGGCCUCGCCCCCCUCUCCCUAGAGCUCGAGGAGCAUCUGCUGCUGCGCCUGCUGGACUUCUCCCGCACGUGCAUCGCUGCACUCUCCGCACUCGGCCACCCUUCGCCUUCCUCUCCGCCCCAUGCCCCCUCUCUUGCCUCCGGCACCAAGGCUGUGGAGAGAGGAAGAGCCGGAAAUGCUGGCGGGGGAAGGGGGCAGGGACGGGAGGGGGUGAGGGGAGUGGCUGGAGCACAGGCAGGGAGGGGAGGUGGAGAUAAGGAGGACAAAAAGGAGGGAGGGCAGCAGGGGCAGGAGCAUAUGCAGCGAGUGUACAUCUGGUGCAGUGGCGCAUCAGUGGCAGCGGUGGGGGUGGUGGGCGGGCACGGCAUGAACACAUCUCCCCACAUUCCAGGCACGGCCAACAUGUACAUAGAGACCAUGGCCGUCCGCCCCAUGCACAUCACCAUCAGCUUCGCCAGUGCACCAUGGGCCGCGGAGCAGAGCAGGGGGGCGGCAGCGCAAGGGGUGUUGGGGGCGCUGGGAGCAGUGGUGCAGCGGAGUGUGCUGUCUCUGGCGGACGUGCAGGGGGCGCCGCUGGGGCUGUCCGCGUGGCAGCUGGAGCAUUUUUUCGGGGGAACGGCGUCGCUGGGAGCGAGGCUUGAGAGGCACUACACGCUGCAGCUGCUGCAGGCGCUGUACAAGGUGGUGGGAUCAGCAGACUUCCUAGGCAACCCGGUGGGGCUGCUCUCGUCCCUCUCUGCUAGCCUCUGGGACCUGCUCGCCUCGCCCACCCACACACUGCUCAUGCGCCGGAGCCCGGCAGGGUUCGCCAAGGGGGUGUGGGCAGGGUGGACGAGUCUGCUGCGCACCACCCUCUUCGCUCUCUCACACUCCGCCUCCCGCAUGUCCCAUGCCGCUUCCAAGGUAACAAUCCAAUCAGCAGAAGCCAACGGGUGGUGGCACUGUUGCACUCUCCUGGCAUGGCUGCUUGCCUUCCUUCUCUGCUCCGCUCUCUCCCCGGUUUUCCUGCCUGCCAUCUCUCCACCAUCUUUGCAUUUCCCACCAUCUUCCUCUGGUUUCCUUCCUGUCUCCAUGGCGUGCCAUGGCAUGGCAUGGCAGGGGAUGGCAUCAUUGGCAUGGGACGAGGAGAACGAGGAAGGCAUGGAGCGGGCGGGGCAGGCAUGGGCCCCUCACGCCUCAGACGAAGCCUCCUUCUUCGCCUCACUUAUACAGGGCGUGACAGGCCUCUUGGACCGUCCAAUCAGGGGUUGGGAGAGGGGCGGUCUCCCCGGCCUUGCAUCUGGUCUGACGCAGGGAGUGUUGGGAGUGGUGGCACGACCAGCAGCAUCGGCACUGGCACUAGCAGCAAAAACAGCAGAGAGCAUUCGCAACGUGGCGCGUCCCCCUGGCCCCUCCCAGGCUCUGCACCCGCUGCGCCUGCCAAGGCAGCUGAGUCCAGGCCGCCCCCUCGCCCCCUACUGCCACUCCCAAGCCGCUGCUCAAGCUGCUCUGGCUGAGGCUGCAGGGGGGGCGUGGCGAGAUGAGGAUGCCCUGGCAUGCUUCCAAGUGGCCCCUGCACCAUCAGCACCAGCAUUGGUACCAGUAUCAGCAUCGUCAUUGCCUGGCUCGCCAGUGGCACCAGAGGAAGCGUUCGUUAUUGUCACACCAUCGCACAUGCUGCACGUGUGGAGGGUGGCAGCAGCGGGGCGGCACAGCAGGAGCCAGAGAGCCAGCCAAUGGCAGGUGGCGUGGGCGGUGCCUCUAAGGGACGUGAUUGGCUGCUGCAGCAUGUUACCCAUUGAAUCACAAGUGCAGCGUGGGAGCAAGCUUGCAGCAGAAGGGAGUGAGCAUACAGCACGUGCCACUGCAACAGCAGUAGCAGCAGAAGAAGAGAGCAAUGCAUCAGGCCAUGCGUCAACACCACAUCCUGCUGCCUCCAUCUCUCCUGCCACUGAUGCAAUUCAAGCUCAACCCAUGUUGCCGCCCACAACACUGCCGCCCGUCCCUGUGGAUGGAGGGGCUAGUGAGGCUCACGCUGCAAGCAUGGACGCCAGUGGAUCCUCCACAGCGCGCCGUGCGGCCGCCGCGGCGUGCAGGGUGGACGCGCUGGUGCCCGCAGCAUCAGCAGCGCCGCGCAGCGGCGGGCGGCUGUUCAGCUCGUCGAGCUCCGCGCCGCCGGCGGACGGCGACGCGCCGAAGGCAGAGCUCACGCCGGUGCAGGCGGAGUGGGCGAAGCGCGCGUCCAAGGAGAUCAAGGGCGGGGAUGCGUUUGAGGAUCUCAAGACACUCUCGCCUGAGGGCAUCUGGAUCAAGCCGGUCUAUUCCUACUCCGACGUGCCCGAGGAGUCAAAGACGGAGAUGCCGGGCGUCUUCCCAUUCUCGCGCGGCCCCUACGCAACUAUGUACACGCAGCGCCCCUGGACCAUUCGCCAAUACGCCGGCUUCAGCACGGCGGAGGAGUCGAACGCGUUCUACCGGCGGAAUCUGGCGGCGGGGCAGAAGGGUCUGUCCGUGGCCUUCGACCUCGCCACGCACCGCGGUUAUGACUCCGAUCACCCGCGCGUGGUGGGAGACGUGGGCAUGGCGGGCGUGGCAGUGGACAGCGUGGAGGACAUGAAGGUGCUCUUCGGGGGCAUCCCGCUCGACAAGAUGUCCGUCUCCAUGACCAUGAAUGGCGCCGUGCUUCCGGUUAUGGCGUUUUUCAUCGUUGCUGCCCAGGAGCAAGGUGUUGACCUAGCCAAGGUGUCAGGCACGAUUCAGAACGACAUCCUGAAGGAGUACAUGGUGCGCAACACGUACAUCUACCCGCCCGCGCCGUCCAUGCGCGUGGUGGGCGACAUCAUGGCGUACACGUCAAGGCUCAUGCCCAAGUUCAACUCCAUCUCCAUCUCGGGUUACCACAUGCAGGAGGCGGGUGCUGACUGUGCUGUAGAGAUGGCGUUCACCAUUGCGGACGGCCUGGAGUACAUUCGGUGCGGCAUGGAGGCGGGCGUGGGCGUGGACGAGCUGGCUCCGCGCUUCUCCUUCUUCUGGGCCAUCGGCAUGAACUUUUACAUGGAGAUCGCCAAGAUGCGGGCAGCACGGCGUGUGUGGGCCAAGCUAGUCAAGGAGAAGUUCAAUCCCAAGAAUUCCAAGUCGCUCGUCCUCAGGACGCACAGCCAGACGUCCGGCUACUCACUGACCGAGCAGGACCCAUACAACAACGUGAUCCGCACCACAGUGGAAGCCAUGGCGGCCGUGCUGGGCGGCACCCAGUCCCUCCACACCAACGCCUUCGACGAGGCCCUCGCCCUCCCCUCCGAGAUGAGCGCACGCAUCGCCCGCAACACCCAGCUGAUUCUCCAGGAGGAAACGGGUAUUACCCAUGUGGCGGACCCGUGGGGCGGGUCGUUUAUGAUGGAGGCGUUGACUGCAGAGCUUGAGCGGAAGGCGCUGGAGAUCAUAGAGGAGGUGGAGGCGGCAGGCGGCAUGACCAAGGCCAUCAUGUCUGGCAUGCCCAAGCGGAAGAUUGAAGAGUGCUCUGCUCGCAAGCAGGCGCGAGUGGACAGCGGGCUAGACGUGGUGGUGGGGGUGAACAAGUAUCGCCUCAAGGAGGAGGAGGGAGUGGAGCUGAGGCACAUUGACAACGCUGCUGUGCUCAAGAGCCAAGUCAAACGCCUGGGGGAGCUCAGGGCCUCCCGAGACAAUGAAAAAGUGAAGGCAGCACUGGCAGCGCUAACAGCAGCGGCAAAGAGCACGGAGCGCGGCGAGGGAUGCAACUUGCUGACCCUCGCAGUGGAGGCGGCGCGAGUGCGGUGCACCCUGGGGGAGAUCAGUGACGCGCUCGAGGCAGAGUGGGGCCGCCACGUUGCCGACUCCACCAUCUCUACUGGCGCCUACAGGGGCGAGUACGGGCGUGCAACUGGCGGCCAGGAGACCGAGGAGCUAGCAGCAGUGAAGGCAGCCGUAGAAGCCUUCGAGAAGAGCACCGGGCGGCGCCCGCGUGUGCUCAUCGCCAAGAUGGGGCAAGACGGGCACGACCGCGGCGCCAAGGUGGUGGCCACGGGCCUGGCAGACCUGGGAUUCGACAUCGACAUCGGCCCGCUCUUCCAGACGCCAGCAGAGGUCGCACGGCAUGCCAUGGAAGCUGACGUGCACGUGGUGGGUGUGAGCUCGCAGGCUGCUGGUCACAAGACGCUGGUGCCUCAGCUGCUGGACGAGUUGAAGGCGCAGGGGAUGGAGCGCGUGCUGGUGAUUGCGGGGGGAGUGAUUCCCCCGGAUGACUACCAGUUCCUGUUUGACAAGGGCGUGGGGGCUAUCUUUGGCCCGGGGACCCGCAUUCCCAAGUGCGCGCUGGAGAUUCUCGAAAAGAUCAAGCCGGAGGCUUAA
Messenger RNA from Closterium sp. NIES-65, 8562 nucleotides. Lineage: Eukaryota; Viridiplantae; Streptophyta; Zygnematophyceae; Desmidiales; Closteriaceae. The record is from the annotation of a GenBank genome assembly.